GACAGAAGCACUUCUAUAUUUACACACGUAAAUUAUAGUAAUCAUUUAUACCAAAAGGACAAAAAAAAUAAGGUUUCAUUUUCUCCAAGAGGUUCCAAAAUGGCCAAGAAAAUCUUGAUGUCGGUAAGUAUGAGGUGCGACAAAUGUCGUUCAGAAGCCCUCAAGAUCGGAGCCAAAACCACUGGAGUGACGUUUGUGGGAAUAGAAGGAGAAGAGAAAGACAAAGUGGUGGUGAUCGGAGAAGGUGUCGACGCCGCAUGUUUAGUUGUCCGGCUUCGCAAGAAAGUUGGUUUCGCUGAUAUUAUCAGCGUCACAGAUGUUGACGACACUUAAAAAAACAAGUCUUAUUCUAGAUUCACUUUUUCAAAUUCAACUUUUCAACAAUUGAUUAUGUAAUUUCUCUGUUUUCCUAGCCACUUUAAUAUAAAUAAAACAAUUGAAAAUUU
This is a messenger RNA of Arabidopsis thaliana (thale cress), 446 nucleotides long. RefSeq names its product Copper transport protein family. Bases 100 to 333 code for a protein of 77 amino acids. Lineage: Eukaryota; Viridiplantae; Streptophyta; Magnoliopsida; Brassicales; Brassicaceae. The transcript is spliced from 3 exons. The record is from RefSeq and is marked reviewed.